Molecule: messenger RNA, 900 nt
Organism: Botrytis sinoallii
Lineage: Eukaryota; Fungi; Ascomycota; Leotiomycetes; Helotiales; Sclerotiniaceae
Exons: 1
Coding region: 1-900 (299 amino acids)
Biological process (GO): thiamine metabolic process; thiamine diphosphate biosynthetic process
Molecular function (GO): thiamine binding; thiamine diphosphokinase activity; ATP binding
Source: RefSeq, a predicted model, not a curated record
AUGGGAUCCCAAGAUUUUGUCACUUGGCAUCCUGCUGAUAUAUUCUCUGAUCAUCCAGCCGAUCAUAAAGAGUUUGCGCUCAUUGUCCUAAACCAGCCUCUGGAGCUGCCUUCUAACAUCUACAAGAAGUUAUGGGAUAAUGCUGUCUACCAUAUCGCAGCUGAUGGUGGCGCAAACCAAGUUUAUAACAGGAAUCACAAAAAUCCAUUUGAUGGAAAUUCCUUAGACCCAGCCCUCCAGGAUGAAAGAAAGGCUGAAACCCAUCUUGACAUUGAUACUAUCAUUGGCGACUUCGACUCCAUGUCUCCCAAUCUCUUCAAAUAUUUUGAGGAUGAUGGCACCGAAAUCAUUAGGGACGGGGAUCAGUAUUCCACAGACUUCACCAAAGCAGUGCGAUAUGUUAAAAGUUUUGAGCAACCUUUUGGCUCGGAAAGGACUCCUCCAUGUUCCCAUCGUCAGAAGAAACUCGAUCAACUCAAGCAAUUGCCCAGACCUCUCGAUAUCAUUUGCCUGGGAGGUUUAGGUGGAAGAGUUGAUCAGGCUCUUUCACAACUUCAUCAUCUUUAUAUGUUUCAGCAAGAAUCAAACUAUUCCAAGGGCAAGAUGUACCUGGUUUCUAGUGAAGCUAUAACCUUUGUUCUCAAGGCUGGAAAACACAAAAUAAAGAUCAAGGAAGAGGGCAAAUUGCUGAAAUUGGGAAAACAUAUUGGAAUAUUACCGGUCAAGGAACCUUCGAUCAUAACCACGCAAGGCUUAGAGUGGGAUGUAACAGAUUGGAAGACAGAAUUCGGAGGUGAUAUAAGUACCAGCAACCAUGCGAGGGAGGAUUGGGCGAUCAUUGAAACGACGAAGGAUGUUGUAUUCACCAUCGAUUUUGUUCUCAACAAGAUGGAUGAAUAA